Messenger RNA from Quercus robur (English oak), 1947 nucleotides. RefSeq lists its product as uncharacterized. The coding region runs from base 1 to 1947 and encodes 648 amino acids. The record is from RefSeq and is a predicted model, not a curated record. The transcript has 13 exons. Lineage: Eukaryota; Viridiplantae; Streptophyta; Magnoliopsida; Fagales; Fagaceae.
AUGGAGAAAAGAAUUACUCUAAGGCUUUUGUUUGUGAUAGCUUUGCUUGUUUUAAGCAGUGUAGAUGUAGAAGGUAAAGUUAGAAAAAUUACAUCAGAAGUCAAUAGAAAAUUGAAGCUUCUCAAUAAGCCAGCAAUCAAGAGUAUUAAGAGUGAAGAUGGAGAUAUUAUCGAUUGUGUUGACAUCUACAAGCAACAUGCUUUUGAUCAUCCUGCAUUAAAGAACCAUAAAAUUGAGAUGAGACCGAGUAUUAAUUUUCCAUCUGACACUACUACAGCUGCUAAAAACGAGUCAUCCCAACGAGUUCUAUCGCAAAUUUGGCACAAAAGUGGAAGUUGUCCAAAGGGAACCAUUCCCCAGACUUCAUAUCUUAUUACAUUGGGAUAUAGUUACGUUGGUGCUAGAGGAAAUAUAAAUAUAUGGAAUCCAAGAGUUCAAUCGCCCGAUGAAUACACUACUGCUCAAAUUUGGCUUAAAAGUGGCCCUGGAGAUAGUUUUGAAAGUAUUGAAGCAGGCUGGAUGGUCAACCCAAAGUUAUUCAGUGAUGCACAACCUCGAGUAUUUAUACGAUGGACUCUGGAUUCGUAUCAGAAGACAGGCUGCAUUAACCUCAUUUGCUCUGGAUUUGUACAAACUAGCCAAGAGAUCGGAUUAGGUUCAGCUAUUCAACCUACGUCACAAAGAUGGGGAGACCAAUAUGAGGUCGACAUCCAAAUUAACAUGGAUCCAAAUCAGAGAAGAUGGUGGCUAAUAUUUGGAGACGAUGUGAUAGGGUAUUGGCCGUUCGAAAUCCUAACAUAUAUGCAACAGAAAGCCAUAUUAGUUCAAUGGGGAGGGGAUGUUUAUAGCAAAAACGUGAAGGGAGUGAAACCCCACACUACAACAGCCAUGGGGAGUGGAGAUCAUGCAUCUGCUUUGUUGGGAGCAGCUUGUUACAUUAAUAAACUUAGAAUCUUGGAUUAUUCUCUCCAAUUGAAGUACCCUGAAUGGAGUGCAGAUGGAGAUAUUAUUGAUUGCAUUGACAUUUACAAGCAGGCAGCUUUUGAUCAUCCCGCUUUAAUGAAUCACACCAUCCAGAUGACACCCAGCUAUGAUCCAAUUGAGACUAAAACAAGAACAAAAUGGGAUGAAAAGCACUCUUCCAUGACUAUGACUUAUCAACUAUGGCAGAAAAGUGGAAGUUGUCCUAAGGGCACAAUCCCAAAGGCAGUAUUGAUUACAGAAGGUUAUAGCUACUCAGGAGCUAAAGGAGAUAUCAAAGUUUGGAAUCCUAACGUUGAGGCUGACGAUGAGUACAGUACUUCUCAAAUUUGUCUCUCCAAUGGCCCUUACUAUAAUUUUGAAAGCAUUGAAUCUGGAUGGGCGGUAAAUCCGAGCGUAUAUGGGGACAGACAGACUCAUUUAUUCUUAUAUUGGACGGCUGAUGCUUCAAAGACAACAGGUUGCUUCGAUCUCACUUGUCCUGGUUUUGUUCAAACCAGUGAUAUAAUUGCUCUUGGCACAGCAAUAUAUCCAAUUUCAUUACCUGGUGGACUCCCAUAUCAAAUAACCAUUUACAUAUUUAAGGAUCCCAACACAGGCAACUGGUGGGUGCAAUAUGGAGAGAAAAUCAACAUUGGUUAUUGGCCACCUGAUUUAUUCAAAUCUUUAAGCUUUCACGUAGAAACUGUGGAUUGGGGAGGUGAAGUAUACAGCUCCAAACUUCAACAUGCUCCACACACUGCAACAGCUAUGGGAAAUGGAAACUUUCCUCUUCCUUAUCUGUGCAAUUCACGCUGCAUAACACGAAUGCGAAUUCAUGACAAUUCUCCAACCUUGAAGUUCCCAGAUUGGGUAGAAACUUAUACGGAUGAGUACAACUGCUACGAUGUUAUGUAUGUUGGCAAUUACAUUGAAGAUCCUGAAUUUUUUUAUGGAGGGCCUGGUAGAAAUUAUAUUUGUCCUUAA